GCCACCCUCCUGCCUCCGGAGGGGCGGCGACCGCCACCGUCCGGGGCUGGCCGGAGGUUGUUGGGGUUGAGGGCAGAGGUCGGAGGUCGUGCCUUUGUGGAAUGUUGGGGUCCCGCCCGUCUAAGCCUAGGAGCGGGCCGCACCCCGUUUUGUUUUUGUCAGCGCCUGUGUGGGGACCGCCCUCCUUGCACGGAAAGGGCUCUGAGGGAAACAGGCCUGGGAGCCGCCAGGGCCCCUCGCAGGCCCUGCGCUCUGAGGGGAGGCCGGCGGCCCUCGGGUCCCCGCCUCCCUCCUGCCGGCCCGCGGGUCUGGAGGGUGCGGGCAGGAGGGGGAGGGCGGCACGGUCGCGCGGGGGCCACUGGCUGUCCCCGAAGGCGCCGCUCCCCUGGGCUCCGAAGGGCCCCGCGCCAGCGCUUCUGAGGCUGUCAUUCCCCGUGUUUGAGAUUUCGUUUCUGGAACCUCACUCGGACGGUUCCAAGAGGGGAAAGCGGGUAGUGUGGCUUUUGCACUUGGCUGGAGGUGAAAAUAAAAACCAGGCGCGGGAUGUAAUGAAGGCAAAGGGACCUGUGAGAAAGUGGACGAAUUUCUGAGCUCGACAAGAAUUUUCUGCCCAUCUUGGCCCACAUACUACGUAGUUCAAGCCUGGGGUAUUGGAAAUCAGUAUUUUAUUCUCCUAGUUCUCAUAAGCAAGUGCCCUUAGUCUUGACCUUCUUGGCGAGGAUGCUUUGGAAUGUGUAAAGUAUUGAACAAGAAUUGUUUUGUACAAAAGUUCGAAGUUAAGAUUCUCAGAGCAAGGAAGGUGGGAACAGCCCUUGCCUCUCAUUGCAAGGAUCCCAGCAGCUGCUUUACCCCUCUGAGACCAAAAAGAGAAGUCGUUUCUUUAUCUGUGUGGGUUUUGGGGAGACACCAGCUAUGGAUGAGGAAUAAGGGGGAUGCAAUUAGGGGAAAAUGCUAUUUUUAUAUGCCUCUCACCCACCCCAUCUCAGCUAGCGUAGAACCCAUUAUUUUUUGUACUGAUGGUGUCUGUUGAGUAUGUACAAUGAUCAGGGAAAGGAGGAAUCUCUAACAAGACACUUCUCUUUAAUAUAGCUGCAGAGCAGUGAAUGUGCCUUAUGUGGAAUUAACCAUGGGGUUUGGUUUUCAGUUGAGAAUAUGAGGCAGAAGAAAGUGUUAACCAAGACCUUCCAAGGCCCAGCCAUUGUCUGUAGGACUCCGACCAGCCACGUUUACAUGUUUGAGAACGGUGGUGGGGACUCGGGGGACUCCUCUGAGGAAGAGUCCCACCGCGUGGCUCUGCGGCCCCGGGGCAAGGAGCGCCAGAAGAAGGGUGCCCAUCACCCUCCCCAGCCAGGAGCAGGUGACGUGGUGCUGCUACAGCGGGAGCUGGCCCAGGAGGACAGCCUCAACAAGCUCGCUCUUCAGUAUGGCUGCAAAGUCGCAGAUAUCAAGAAAGUCAACAACUUCAUCAGAGAACAAGACUUAUAUGCUUUGAAAUCUAUUAAGAUUCCAGUGAAAAAUCAUGGGAUCCUAACAGAGACCCACAAAGAACUCAGACCCCUCCUGAGCCCAUCCUCAGAGACCAGAGUGACCUUUGAGGAGCAGCCAGACCCAGAUAGAGCAGCUGUAGGCACCGGUGCCCUGUCCAGCCCACUGACGGAUUUCUUUAAGGGCAUUGACCAGAAUAUUGAGCACGCAGUGCAGUCAGAAAUCUUUCUAAAUGAAAGUUACUGUGUAGAGACCUCCAAGCAGCCGCUGCUCCCGGCUUCUCCGAAGACCCCAACAAAUGGUGCAGACUGUGGAAUUCAGUGGUGGAAUGCCGUUUUUAUCAUGCUUCUAAUUGGGAUUGUUUUACCAGUGUUUUAUUUGGUCUAUUUUAAAAUCCAAGCUACUGGCGAGAUCCCCAGUAGCUUGAACACAACUGCUGUCCCCAAUGGCUCGAUGACCGUGAGUGCAGUUCCAGGGCAUGUCCCCAGAUUAGCAGUUCCAGUGCCGACCGUCCCCUCUUCAGACAGCCAGGUCAGUCCAACCACCCGGGCAGGGAGCUAGCUCUUGUUGUUUCUAAAGACUUAGGCCAGUGUUAGGCUUCGGCCUCCUAUUAGGCAUCACCUGGCAUUGGCCAUAUCUUAGGGUGCUGCAUCUCCUUUUCUAUGACAUAUGGACAUGUCUCAGAAGCCAAUGUUGAGUUCUCCAGAACACUCACCCUGGGGAAUAGGCUCACCUAAUCCAAGGCUGUGGGAGCCAAAACACCCGCCCCCUCAGCCCCCUGCAUCCAGAAGGUACAGCAAGGGAGACAUGUGCACGUGAUACAUGCCGUCUCUUGAAGGUAUAGCGUGGACUGGCACUGCGUGGGCCUCCAUGUCGGAAGUGUUCAGAAGUUGAGGAGCGGCGUUAAACCUGCAGCGUGGGAGCCUCUGGGAUCAGCUUUGGUGACGUGGCUGUUUGCAGUGUCCCCUGCCUGCUGGGAAGAGAUGACUGGCUGUGACACAUGGUGCUCUUUGUCCCCCUGGCAAAGGUGCUGUCCAGUAGCGGUGAACACCACCCUGUUUUGGAAUAGGACAGAUUAUAAGAAGCCCUAUGUCAUAUUUGUCCCACCAGUUAGCCUUUUUUGAGGCAGUGCCACUUCUAGAAUUGAAAAAGCCCUGAAUCCGAAUUGCUCUAAUAUCAAGUAAAGGGCAGUUCUCUUCCUUGUACUUCUAGAACUACUUAGUAAUACCCAGGCCGGCUUUAAGGUGCUGCAUGGUGUGGCCGGCACUUCCUGGCCGGAACAUUUGGAGGCUUUUGCUCAGUUUCCCCUGAGGUGCAUCCCCACUGCAGUGGCUGACCAGAUUACCCAAGUUAGCAUUCUUGGAAAGAAUUCUUGCUGGCCAGUGACUGGAGCUGAGUAGGUGCAGAGAAAAAGUUGAGUGCCUAUCACCGAGGUCCCAACAGGUGACACUUCUAAGGCCGAACAGUCCAGCGUUGCUGAGAGCGGCAGCCCCUGGGUGUACCUGGAAAACAGGCGUAGGGAGAAUAGGUGUGCUUCGUGCUGCUUCCCUUACUCUAAUCUUGGGAAGUCUAGAGCCAUUGCCCCAGCAUGGGCCUCAGUGUUUUUCUUCGGGUCAAUACACUUUAUAUAGUGUAGCUCAUGAUGUUAAAAACCAAACCACUUAAUGGAGGGCCUAGAGGUGACCGUUGCUGUGAAGGCCAUAAAAAGAGGGGUCAGGCUGCCAUCAGUCUGAGGUUUUCCCAUCUACACAGCAGCAGUCAUGCUGGAGGCUCAAGGGAGGCAUGGGUCAGCCUCUGAGGCCUUGUAGGUGGAGCAGGGGUAUGUGAGGUGAGGGUGAAAGCCUGUUUGGCUGGAGCCCAUCUCAGUCCCAUGGAAGAAUGGAAAUGGGCUCACGUGGCUCGGAGAAGCCCGCCACCUGGGAGGAAAACAGACUGCACAAAUGCUGAGCUUUGAGCUUUGAGCGAGAUUUAUGUCAUUGGACACAUCAGGCCUAGAGAUGAAUUGAGAAGAUUUCAUCAUUGUAAGAGGAGGCGAGUGUUGCAGAAGAGUACUUGAAAUUGGCUUCUCAUUUUUCUCCUCUCAGCUAUGUGGAGAACGAUUUGCCCUGGGUUCAAUUAGUAAAUUUAAAGUAUCUUCAAAAGUAAAUCUUUUCUUCAAAACCAAAAUGGUCUUCAGGAUAAAAUGAACUUGUGAAUUUUUGCUACAGGAAAUGUUUUGAUCAUGUGAAUGCUUUUCCAGCCAAAUGUUUGUGCUCACUAUGCCCCCUGGAGGCCACAGGUUUCUCUAACAUAUCACCAUUAACUUAACGAGGCAGAGCCCGGAAUCCCACGGGAAAAUGGCUUUUGCCAGGCAAAGAAUAAAUAUCUGUAUCCUUUACUUUUAAAAAAUGGAAUAAAAUAAUUUCUUCUGUGAAGGAAAAUUGAUUCUUCUUUUUUUUAAUUGGGGAGGGGUGGUAAUUCUGAAUU
Messenger RNA from Neomonachus schauinslandi (Hawaiian monk seal), 3951 nucleotides. It is a transcript of the gene LYSMD4, whose product is annotated as LysM domain containing 4. The record is from RefSeq and is a predicted model, not a curated record. The transcript is spliced from 2 exons. NCBI's taxonomy places the organism in Eukaryota, Metazoa, Chordata, Mammalia, Carnivora, Phocidae. The coding region runs from base 1153 to 2046 and encodes 297 amino acids.